CGCGCCGCCCAGGGAUCGAGCCGCCGCCGCCGCCAUGAGCUGCUCGCCCGUCAACGUGAAGAAGCUGAAGGUGUCGGAGCUGAAGGAGGAGUUGAAAAAGCGGCGCCUCUCCGACAAGGGCCUCAAGGCCGACCUGAUGGAGCGGCUCCAGGCCGCGCUGGACCAGGAGGCCGGCGGGGGGGGCCCCGCCAGCAGCGCGGCUGAGCCUGGCAACGGCAGCAUGGAGGGGGAGGCGGCCGAGAGCGGCGGCGGCGCCGCGCAGCUCCGCCAGGGGGGAGGCCUCGACCAGGCCGCGGCCUCGGCGGCGGAGGACGACGACGAGGAAGGGCUGGAGGCCGCCGAUGGCGACCCCAUGGAGCUGGGCGAAGAGAACGGCGAGCGGGCGGGGGCCGGGGGCGGCCCGAUGGAAGAGGAGGCGGGCGGCGAGGAGGAGGAAGAGGAGGAGGAGGAGGACGAAAACGGAGACGACCAGGGCUUCCAGGAGGGGGAGGACGAGCUGGCCGACGAGGAGGAGGCCGCGGCCGGGGACGCCAACGGGCACGGGGAGCAGCAGCCCCAGGCCCAGCAACCGCCCCAGCAGCAGCCUCCGCCGCUCCUCGCCCCGCGCGCCGCCGCCAAGGAGGCCCCGGGCAAGAGCACUGCCGGCGCCUCGGGACCCGCGGCGGCUGCCUCUGCCGGCCCGGCCGGCCCCGCCAAGCAGCAGCAGCAGCAGAAGAAAGCGGAAGGCGGCGGCGGCGGAGGCCGCCCCGGAGCCCAGGCCGCCGGGGGAGAUGGCAAAACAGAACAAAAACCUGGUGAGAAAAAGAGGGGCGUCAAGAGACCACGUGAAGACCACGGCCGAGGAUAUUUUGAAUACAUUGAAGAAAAUAAGUACAGCAGGGCCAAGUCCCCUCAACCACCCGUUGAAGAAGAAGAUGAACACUUUGAUGACACAGUGGUGUGUCUUGAUACCUAUAACUGUGACCUGCAUUUUAAAAUCUCAAGAGACCGGUUUAGUGCUUCCUCACUGACCAUGGAAAGCUUUGCUUUCCUUUGGGCUGGGGGGAGAGCUUCCUAUGGAGUUUCUAAAGGCAAAGUCUGCUUUGAGAUGAAGGUUACAGAAAAGAUUCCUGUUAAACACCUGUAUACAAAAGACAUUGAUAUACAUGAGGUGCGAGUUGGCUGGUCACUGAACACAAGUGGAAUGUUGCUUGGUGAAGAAGAAUUUUCUUACGGAUAUUCUCUAAAAGGAAUAAAGACAUGCAAUUGUGAGACUGAAGACUUUGGUGAGAAGUUUGAUGAAAAUGAUGUGAUUGGAUGUUUUGCUAAUUUUGAUGGUGAUGAAGUGGAGCUCUCAUAUUCCAAGAACGGACAAGAGCUUGGUGUUGCAUUCAAAAUUAGUAAGGAAGUUCUUGAUGGGCGCCCGCUCUUUCCACAUGUUCUCUGCCAUAACUGUGCAGUUGAGUUCAACUUUGGUCAGAAAGAUGAACCUUACUUUCCUGUACCUGAAGAGUAUACCUUCAUCCAGAAGGUCCCCCUGGAAGAUCGGGUUCGAGGACCAAAGGGACCUGAGCAAAAGAAAGAUUGUGAGGUGGUGAUGAUGAUUGGAUUGCCUGGAGCUGGCAAGACUACAUGGGUAACUAAACAUGCAGCAGCAAAUCCUGGGAAAUACAACAUUCUUGGGACUAAUACUAUUAUGGACAAAAUGAUGGUUGCAGGUUUUAAACGGCAGAUGGCAGACACUGGGAAACUGAACACACUGUUGCAGCGAGCUCCACAGUGUCUUGGAAAAUUCAUUGAGAUUGCAGCUCGUAAGAAGCGGAAUUUCAUUUUGGAUCAGACAAAUGUGUCUGCAGCUGCGCAGAGGAGAAAAAUGUGCCUGUUUGCAGGCUUCCAGCGCAAAGCAGUUGUUGUUUGCCCAAAAGAUGAAGACUACAAGCAAAGAACACAAAAGAAGGCAGAGGUGGAGGGAAAAGAUCUUCCAGAGCAUGCAGUUCUCAAAAUGAAAGGGAACUUCACACUGCCAGAGGUAGCAGAAUGUUUUGAUGAAAUAAUCUAUGUAGAGUUGCAAAAAGAAGAAGCUCAGAAACUCUUGGAACAAUAUAAAGAAGAAAGUAAGAAAUCUCUUCCGCCAGAAAAGAAGCAGAACACUGGCUCAAAGAAAAACAAGAAGAGCAAUAAAAAUCAGUUUAAUAGAGGGCAGAGGGGGCGUGGAGGAUUCAACAUGCGUGGCAACUUCAGAGGAGGAGUCCCAGGCAAUCGAGGUGGAUACAACAGGAGGGGAGGCAAUAUGCCACAGCGUGGUGGUGGAGGAGGUGGUGGCGGUGGCGGCAGCAGCGGUGCCAUUGGCUAUCCUUAUCCUCGUGGCCCUGUCUUUCCUAGCAGAGGUGGCUACUCAAACAGAGGAAACUAUAACAGAGGUGGAAUGCCCAACAGGGGAAACUACAACCAGAACUUCAGAGGAAGGGGGAAUAAUCGUGGCUACAAAAACCAAUCUCAGGGCUACAACCAGUGGCAGCAGGGUCAAUUCUGGGGUCAGAAGCCAUGGAGUCAGCAUUAUCACCAAGGAUAUUAUUGAAUACCCAAAUAAAUGAACUGAUACAUAUUUCUCCCAAACCUUCACAAGAAGUCGACUGUUUUCUUUAGUAGGCUAACUUUUUAAACAUUCCACAAGAGGAAGUGCCUGCGGGUUCCUUUUUUAGAAGCUUUGUGGGUUGAUUUUUUUUUUUCUUUUUUUUGUACAUUUUUAAUUGCAGUUUUAAAGUGAUUCGUAAGAGAACCUCAGCAUUGUGCACGAUAAGAGAAUGUGUCAGUAUUUCAGGGUUCUACAUUUUAUCUGUAAAAUGUGACUUUUUUUUUUACCACAACAAAAGUAAAACGUUGCUUUGUACCUGGUGUCUUUUUAUUAAAGAAUUUUCUCCUUUUUCCCCACUUACCCCGAUUUCUAAGAAACAGUCGUGAGUCGUGUCACAAUACGAUCGAAAUAUGAGCAACCAGAUUCGUGUGGAGGCUCCUUCGUAGCCCUCAUGAAUAUAUAAUGUAAAGCUCCAUAUUACACUCCAUCCUCUCUAUAGUGCUUUUGGGUGGGGAGGAGGGAAGGGGGAGGUAAAAGUUUCUGGCAAUAAACUAGGACUUUUUUGUAACAUUUGGAAUUCAAUAAGAUGGGGGUGAAGAGGAAACCUGGAGCUAAAUAGUGAAGGUGGAGUGUAUGUAGAAGCUCUUAAAGUUGUAAAACUUGGUUGCGUUACUUGUGGAGGCUCAAACUUGUGAAGGUACACCACCAUAAUUUCUUUUCCAUUUGUUCUGCAUUUUGAUUCUGAAAAGAAGCUGGCUUUGCCCAUUUCUUAUUAAACAAAACUUGUUGUAAA
Lagopus leucura (white-tailed ptarmigan) is the source of this 3347-nucleotide messenger RNA. It is a transcript of the gene HNRNPU, whose product is annotated as heterogeneous nuclear ribonucleoprotein U. Gene Ontology annotation, molecular function: poly(G) binding; promoter-specific chromatin binding; poly(C) RNA binding. Gene Ontology annotation, biological process: regulation of alternative mRNA splicing, via spliceosome; regulation of mitotic spindle assembly; RNA localization to chromatin. The coding region runs from base 35 to 2557 and encodes 840 amino acids. Gene Ontology annotation, cellular component: inactive sex chromosome; catalytic step 2 spliceosome; CRD-mediated mRNA stability complex. The record is from RefSeq and is a predicted model, not a curated record. The transcript is spliced from 14 exons. NCBI's taxonomy places the organism in Eukaryota, Metazoa, Chordata, Aves, Galliformes, Phasianidae.